Messenger RNA from Staurois parvus, 579 nucleotides. NCBI's taxonomy places the organism in Eukaryota, Metazoa, Chordata, Amphibia, Anura, Ranidae. The record is from the annotation of a GenBank genome assembly.
AUGACUUCUUUAGCGCAUCAACUAAAGCUCCUUGCUUUGCCACAGACUGACCCCAGCUUGAUUUACCGGAAACAAGUUGCUUCUCUGCUGUUUGAAGUCAAAGAAGCUGCAGUCCUUGAUAGAGAAACCUUUUUUGCUAUUGGUUGUACGGGUCUUUAUGAACUAAUGGGAAUUGAUUCCUCCUUUAAAGCUUUUGAGGAAACUCUGUUCAGCAGUACUUCGAAAAGUCUUGAGCGUAGUGUCCAAACGAAGGCUGUUAACCAACAGUUGGAUGAAAGCAUUUCUUUGUUUCUCACACAUCUGUCUCCAUACUUUAUGCUCAAACCAGCCAAGAAGUGUUUGGAGUGGCUUAUCCACAGGUUUCAAGUACAUCUUUACAAUGAAGAGAGCCUAAUAGGCUGUGUCCUUCCCUAUUAUGAAACCAAAGCGUUUGUCCGAGUAAUUCAGCUCUUAAGGAUCUCAAACCCAACUCAUAAAUGGCACUGGUUGCACGCAAUUCAGAAAUCAGGUGUCCCAUUGGCCCGAAGUACUCUAAUCAUGCAUUGUUAUAUGGACAUAGGAUUUUUGGAGUUCAUCUGC